This is a messenger RNA of Pistacia vera, 2019 nucleotides long. Its product is annotated as pentatricopeptide repeat-containing protein At5g66520-like. Gene Ontology annotation, molecular function: protein binding; RNA binding. Gene Ontology annotation, biological process: RNA modification. NCBI's taxonomy places the organism in Eukaryota, Viridiplantae, Streptophyta, Magnoliopsida, Sapindales, Anacardiaceae. The record is from RefSeq and is a predicted model, not a curated record. The transcript has a single exon. The coding region runs from base 84 to 1385 and encodes 433 amino acids.
UAAGGCGAUGGAUAAAAACGAAACUAUUAGAAAUAGUGUUAGACAUGGGUGGUGACAAAAAACUAUAACACAAACUAAAAGCCAUGCUAAAUCUAAAACCCAGAAUAAAGCACCCAAUUUCCCAUUUCAUCAAACACUUCAAUUCUUGGGCUUUAGCCAUAAAAAAUGCUCACUCACCCAAUGAAGCCUUGCACUUCUACUCUCAAAUGCACCGCCAAUCACCUUCCUUUGAUAGCUUUUCAAUCCUCUUCACGCUCAAAUCCUGUACCCAUUUGCGAAACCUCAACGUUAUUCACCACCUCCACUCACAUGUCCUCAAACUGGGCUUCAUUUCCCACGUAUAUGUAGCCACAUCUCUCCUCCAUGCGUACGUUGUCACGUCGUUUGGGCUUGGUUGUAAACUGUUCGAUGAAAUGCCUGAGAAAAAUGUCGUCACUUGGAAUACGAUGAUAACUGGGUAUUCUAAGUCUGGAAAUGUUGACAAAGCGAGGGGCGUGUUUGAUCUAAUGCCAUUAAGAGCUGUUUCCUCGUGGUCUGCGAUGAUUGCUGCGUAUAUGAACGAUGGGGAUUACGAUCGCGGGUUGGCGCUUUUUCGUGAAAUGAUGAGGAACGAGGGGCUAAAACCGGACCAAGUGACUGUGGGGUCGGUUCUUUCGGGGUGUGCUCACUUGGGUUCUGUUGGUUUGUUGAUUGGGAAAUCGGUUCAUGUAGUUACAGUUAAAAAUGGGUGGGAGUUGAAUGUGGAUAUUGGGACAAUUUUGGUUGAUAUGUAUGCAAAAUGUGGUUUCUUGAAUUAUGCUAUUAUGGUUUUUGAGUUGAUGAAGGAAAGGAAUGUGAUGGCGUGGACUGCAUUGAUUUGUGGGUCGGCACAACAUGGUUUUGGCAAAGAAGCACUGUGUUUGUUUGAGAUGAUGCAAAAAAAUGGUGUGAGACCUAAUGAGAUGACUUUCACAGGGAUUCUUAGCGCAUGUGCGCAUACCGGAUUAGUAGAGGAUGGGCGCAAACAUUUCAAGAUAAUUGAAGAGUAUGGAUUGGAGCCUAGAAUUCAGCAUUAUGGAUGCAUGGUUGACUUGUUUGGUAAGGCAGGGUUGUUGGAGGAAGCGUAUGAGGUUAUUAGGACCAUGAGAUUCGAGCCCAAUGUGGUUAUCUGGGGCUCGUUCCUGGCAGCUUGUAAGGAGCAUAAGAAGUUUGAUAUGGCUGAGAGAGUGAUUGAACAGGUGUUAAGAAUGGUAAAGCCAGAGAAUGAUGGAGGGGUUUUUACACUUAUUUGUGAUUUAUAUGUGUUGAAUGAGAAGUGGGAUGAUGCAGAGAGGGUGAGAAAAUUAAUGCUUAAUAAAAAUGUAAGGAAAGCCAGGGGAUCUAGUUUCACAAAAGUGGGAUUAUAGAUGAUUUCAUUUCUAGCUGUCCUAAGGCUAACAUCAAUCUUCUUGUGAGAGUUAUAAAAACUGCUCUCUCUACAGGUUGAACUUCUAAUACGUUUAAGCGGUGCUCUCGUUUGCAAGCAACAAUCUUGGUUCAUGAAUAUCUAAUGUGCUCAAGUUAUUUUCUUUGACACUAUUCUUUAUUUCAAAGAACAAUAAAAGAUGAAAGAGAGAUACAUUGAUGGAAGAGGAAGAAUUACAUUGAUGGAAGAGGAAGAAUUACAGAGUUCAUUUACUCUAGAGUCUGUAAGGCUUUGAAAUAUCUUAUUUUUUGAAGAAAAUAAGGAAUACACAGGGAUUAUUUUCAUACCAACUUGAAGCUAAUUGGAUGACACAUUGCAUAGUUGCAAUAGCUAUAUUUUGAAUAAAACUGCCAUUGGCUGGGCAGAUGACUAACUCAGCUGCAUAAAAUUCAGACUCUUAAUCUGUUUCCUUUCUUUCAAUCAAAAUUGAUUCGAUUUGAGAACUUGAAAUUGAUGUAAUCAUAAAACUUUUGUGUUCCAUGAUUUAAGGUAAUCACUUCUCCCUUGAUCUUGGGAAGAAAAUGAUGGUUCUUUGUCUCUUGGUGUCAAUCCUUCCAUUUGGAUUCAAAAUCUUA